AGACAUCUCAUAACUAUGGAUCGAAUUCAUCAUUACCUAUCAGCAUUGUAGAUGGAAUGUCAAACAAUACAAUCAAUGGAAGCUGUGUGGACCAGAAUAACAGUACAAUGAAUGGAACGACACAUCAAAAUGGGACAAACAAUGUCGAUCUGUGGCCAAAGGGACCGUUCACAUUGCUGCAACCUUCCAGCGGCUGUCCAGAUGGGUGGUCUACAGGAUAUAUACAGUUCGAAAUGCAGAACCCAGGAUCUAGUUAUUACUCUGGCACUUAUCUCGAAGGUGAUUCAGUCAACAAUCUGGUGCAAUGGCACUUCUGUACGAAGACAUCUACAGACGGAUCGCCGAAUUGGCCAACGGGGUCUUACUGCAUACUACGACAUGGUGGUGCAUGUCCCAACGCAUUUAUGCCUGGAUUAGUUGCUUUUGACGAGGAGGACAACGGAAACCAAACAAAUAGAGUCCAUCAUGGUACACUACCGGACUUAUCCAGCUGGUUUAUCGAUGUCGCUCUGUAUUUUUGUUGCAAGAACGACGGGUAUAAUGGUUCGACGGAGGUGACUCUCCCGGUUACAGAUCCUUUUUAUUUGUUCCCGUACUAUAAUAGAGAUUGUCAAGAUGUUGCUGAUAUGAACAAAGUCAGAGAAUUCACCUAUUUUGAUUGUGAAGACUUCUCUAACCAAAACAAUGCGGCAGGAGCGACACCUCUCAAUGUUUUAAACAGUAAUCAUAACAUCAGUUUUUGUUAUCACUAUCAAUGAACAUUU
Molecule: messenger RNA, 764 nt
Organism: Mizuhopecten yessoensis (Yesso scallop)
Lineage: Eukaryota; Metazoa; Mollusca; Bivalvia; Pectinida; Pectinidae
Exons: 5
Coding region: 57-758 (233 amino acids)
Cellular component (GO): membrane
Molecular function (GO): wide pore channel activity
Source: RefSeq, a predicted model, not a curated record